Molecule: messenger RNA, 1892 nt
Organism: Syzygium oleosum
Lineage: Eukaryota; Viridiplantae; Streptophyta; Magnoliopsida; Myrtales; Myrtaceae
Product: signal peptide peptidase-like 4
Exons: 14
Coding region: 106-1719 (537 amino acids)
Biological process (GO): membrane protein proteolysis
Cellular component (GO): lumenal side of endoplasmic reticulum membrane; lysosomal membrane; Golgi-associated vesicle membrane
Molecular function (GO): aspartic endopeptidase activity, intramembrane cleaving
Source: RefSeq, a predicted model, not a curated record
UCUCUCUAGAAACUCUCUCUGAGAGAGCUCUGUUCUUCUUCUUCUCGCGAGCGAGCUCUCGUACGUCCUCCGCGCGCUCCGGUUGAUGCUCCGGGAUCCCGAACGAUGAAGCAGCGGCUGAUGAUCCUCGCGGCGUGGUUGCUGGCGGCGAGCUGGGGCCCCCGGCCGGCGCUCUCCGGCGACAUAGUACACCACGACGACGUUGCGCCGAAGCGGCCCGGCUGCGAAAACAACUUCGUCCUGGUGAAAGUUCCUACUUGGGUGAAUGGUGUUGAAGACAUUGAGUAUGUUGGUGUUGGUGCUCGAUUUGGCCUUACACUAGAAUCAAAAGAGAAACAUGCCAACAAUACUAGAGUUGUAAUCGCAGAUCCUCCUGAUUUUUGUACCAAGCCCAAGGAAAAGCUUAAAGGGGAGGUCGUUGUGGUGCAUAGAGGUAAUUGCAGUUUCACAAUCAAGUCAAAUCAUGCCGAAGAUGCUGGUGCAACUGCAAUACUCAUUAUAAACAACCGUACAGAACUCUUCAAGAUGGUUUGCGAAGCGAACCAAACUGAUGUUAAGAUUGGCAUUCCGGCUGUCAUGCUUCCACAAGAUGCUGGCGCAAGCUUGGAGAAGCUUAUAAACAUGAAUACGAAUGUCUCAGUGCAGUUAUACUCCCCACAGCGUCCAUUGGUGGAUGUUGCAGAAGUGUUCUUAUGGCUUAUGGCUGUUGGGACCAUCUUAUGUGCUUCUUAUUGGUCUGCAAGGACUGCUAGAGAAGCAGCUAUCGAGCAUGAGAAAUUGCUGAAGGAUGGCUCUGACGAGUUGGUAGAAAUUGAAGGCAUUGGUUCCAGUGGUGUUGUGGACAUAAACACGACUUCUGCUGUUCUCUUUAUUGUAGUUGCCUCAUGUUUCUUGGUCAUGCUCUACAAACUGAUGUCUUACUGGUUUAUUGAGGUUCUGGUGGUUCUGUUUUGCAUUGGUGGAGUAGAGGGUCUGCAAACUUGUUUGGUGGCUUUACUUUCGUGUUUCAGAUGGUUUGAGAAUUCUGCGCAAUCGUUCGUGAAGUUACCCAUCUUUGGAGCUGUUUCACACCUAACUUUGGCCGUUUCUCCAUUCUGUAUAGCCUUUGCUGUAGUUUGGGCAGUUUUCCGCCGUGUUUCCUUUGCAUGGAUAGGUCAAGAUAUACUUGGAAUUACUUUGAUAAUCACGGUUCUUCAGAUUGUUCGCAUACCAAAUCUCAAGGUUGGAACAGUGCUUCUCAGCUGUGCUUUCUUGUAUGACAUCUUCUGGGUAUUUGUUUCCAAAUGGUGGUUCCAUGAGAGCGUGAUGAUAGUGGUUGCACGUGGCGAUAAGAGUGGAGAGGAUGGGAUCCCCAUGCUACUGAAAAUUCCACGACUCUUUGAUCCUUGGGGUGGCUAUAGCAUCAUUGGAUUUGGAGAUAUCAUCUUACCCGGUCUGCUAGUGGUGUUUUCAUUAAGGUAUGAUAUGUUGGCAAAAAAGAAGAUUCGAGAAGGAUACUUCUUGUGGGCAAUGAGCGCUUAUGGUCUAGGACUGCUCAUCACUUAUGUGGCUUUGAAUUUGAUGGAUGGACAUGGGCAGCCUGCUUUGCUUUAUAUUGUUCCCUUCACACUUGGCACCUUUAUGACAUUGGGAAAACAGAGAGGCGAUCUCCAAACUUUGUGGACAAGAGGCGAGCCGGAGAGACAGUGCCCGCACGUCCAACUUCAACCCUCUCAAUGAGGAACUAAUCAAACCCUAAUGUAAUUGCAUACUGGUCUUUUGGCCUUAUGUUUAGUUCGGAGUCACUUUGACGGCGAUGAUAGGUUUGUAUUUUGGACGUUGGACCCACCCCGGAACUGUAAAGAAUUUAGUUUAUCAAUAGCCUAUAAGCAAAACUAUACUGUAAUUCUAAA